AAAACUUCAUUGGUUGAAAUAAACACGAAAGUAAACUUAUGGUCAAUUUGUUGCCACGUCAUCAUCAACGAUAAAACUGAUAAUGGGAUUAGAGAUAACUUUGUCUGAAGCAAAGGACUCGCCGGUGCAGAGAGACACAGCGGCAAAUAAUGGCGGGAGCUUUCUUCCGUUUGAAAACCCUCUCUCCCAUGGCCAUGGCCAACGCCGACAUUCAACUCCCGCUUCAACUCCCUCAGAAUGUUCGCAAUUCGAGGGUUUUGGUACUCGGAGGCACCGGCCGGGUCGGAGCAUCCACUGCCAUUGCUCUCUCAAAAUUCUGUCCAGACCUUCAGAUCGUGAUCGGUGGUCGUAACAGGGAAAAGGGUGAAGCUAUGGUCGGGACACUCGGGAGAAAUUCUCGGUUUGUGGAAGUUGAUGUUGGUAAUGUAGAUAUGUUGGAGGCUGCUUUGAGUGACGUGGAUCUUGUAGUUCAUACGGCUGGACCUUUCCAGCAGACAGAGAAGUGCACUGUACUUGAAGCUUCCAUAAAUACCAAGACAGCCUAUGUUGAUGUCUGUGACGAUACAAAGUAUUCACAAAAAGCAAAAUCUUUCAAGAAUAAAGCUAUCGAUGCAAACAUUCCAGCUAUUACAACUGCUGGCAUUUACCCUGGAGUGAGCAAUGUAAUGGCAUCAGAGCUUGUACGUGCUGUGAGAGAUGAAAGCAAGGGUGAGCCCGAGAGGCUAAGAUUCUACUACUACACUGCAGGCACUGGUGGUGCUGGCCCAACUAUAUUAGCUACCAGUUUCUUACUUCUGGGAGAGGAGGUGGUCGCUUAUAAUAAAGGGGAAAAGCUCAAACUAAAACCUUAUAGCGGAAUGCUCAACAUUGACUUUGGAAAAGGAAUUGGGAAAAGAGAUGUAUUUCUGCUGAACUUGCCAGAAGUAAGAACUGCUCAUGAAAUCCUGGGAGUGCCAACAGUCAGUGCUCGUUUUGGAACUGCACCAUUUUUUUGGAAUUGGGGAAUGUUGGCCUUGACCAAUCUUCUUCCGUUGGAAUAUUUUAGAGAUAGAAGCAAAGUUCAAAAUUUGGUUCAACUAUUCGAUCCUUUUGUUCGAGCAUUUGAUGGUCUUGCUGGAGAACGUGUAUCCAUGAGGGUUGAUUUGGAAUGUUCUAAUGGGCGAAACACUGUGGGUAUUUUCAGUCAUCGGAGGCUCUCCCAAUCAGUGGGAUAUUCAACUGCUGCAUUUGCACUUGCUGUUCUUGAGGGAAACACACAACCUGGAGUUUGGUUCCCCGAAGAGCCCGAAGGAAUAGCAAUUGAGGCGAGGGAAGUUCUUCUAAGCCGUGCUGCCCAAGGGACGAUCAAUUUUGUAAUGAACAAGCCUCCAUGGAUGGUUGAAACAGAGCCUAAAGAACUUGGUUUAGGAAUAUAUGUCUGACAUUCCCCCACAACACCGAAUCUUUCAUUUGUCGACUUCCUGGUGUUGUUGCACCCAAUUGAUGGUGUCAUCUCUACCUAAAAGUACUGGAAGUAGCUUUUUGUCUGAUUUUGACUAGAUCAGGCUACUUUGUGGAUAGCUGAUGACGAGGAGGAAAUUCAUGUAAUUUAUUUAAGUGUAUAAUUUCCGUGGGACAACAAACUAGAAAUUGAAUGAAACUUUUGCGAUACAUUGUAUGCUUUGUUUUAGAAAUUAAAGCGAAUCUCCAUUUUUUCCUUU
This is a messenger RNA of Cucumis melo (muskmelon), 1700 nucleotides long. RefSeq lists its product as uncharacterized. The record is from RefSeq and is a predicted model, not a curated record. The coding region runs from base 150 to 1421 and encodes 423 amino acids. Lineage: Eukaryota; Viridiplantae; Streptophyta; Magnoliopsida; Cucurbitales; Cucurbitaceae. The transcript has 14 exons.